AUGCAACAUUUGCAGGAUCUCGAAGGUCGACUUGACCAACUCAUCUCGGAAAAUCGUUUACUCAUCGCCGCUCGCGAUGAGGCCGAAGAUCAAUUGCGUAACGCCAGCGUCGGUCGCCGGAAGAGCGAUCGGGCUCUGAAGAGUAGUGGCGCCGAUCUGCGCGACAGAGAGGCCGAGGUGGAACAACUAAAGAGCUCCGUGGAAUGGUUUCAGAUGGAAUUGGGCCGUUUGACCCAGGAGAACGAGAAAUUGACGGCGUCCAAUGCUGCGCUCGCUGCCGCCCACGCCGCCGAAGUCACCCAGGUCCGCGAGGCCUCCACGCGCGAACUCGACACCUUACGUUCGCAACAUAAUGACCUGGCCUCAGAUAUUGACGCUCGGGUCCGACGAGAGAUUCAAGCAGCCUUGGCGCAAAAGGAUACUGAAUUGCGCCGUCUUCGCCAAGAACUUGAGGAGGCUCGUGAUAAGGUGAAGGAGCUACAACAACAAAUCGCCGCGUCCGUCACCGAUAAUGCCCUCGUGUUUCGUGAUGAGGAUUACUUCGACGCCGCGUGCCAGAAGCUCUGUGGUCACGUCCAACAAUGGGUACUGCGCUUCUCCAAACACUCUGACCACCGUCGCUGCCGCUCUCUAAGUGAGCUGAACGAUGAGAAGGUUGCUGAUCGCUUCGAUAAUGCCCUUCUUGAUGGCUCCGAUGCCGAUGCUUACCUAGCUGACCGUGUUCGUCGACGUGAUGUUUUCAUGUCGGUUGUCAUGACCAUGGUCUGGGAGUAUAUUUUCACCCGGUACUUGUUCGGUAUGGACCGGGAACAGCGCCAAAAACUCAAGUCACUUGAGAAGCAAUUGGGAGAGGUUGGACCUAGUCGCGCAGUCCACCGCUGGCGUGCCACCACCUUGACCCUGUUGUCCAACCGACCAGCGUUUGCCUCCCAACGCGAUAGCGACACUGAAGCGGUCGCUCUGGAGAUUUUCGGCACCCUCUCACUAGUCCUUCCUCCUCCUUCCCAGGUGGAGUCUCAGCUGCUCGACUCCUUGCGCAAGGUCCUUCGUGUCGCUGUCAAGCUAUCCCUGGAGAUGCGCACUCAACUAGCGGAGUAUAUCAUGCUCCCUCCUCUCCAGCCCGAAUACGACACGAAUGGUGACCUGGCCCGCCAGGUAUACUUCAACGCCUCUCUUAUGAACGAACGCAGCGGCGAGACUAGCUCCAAUGACGAAUUAGAAUCUCAGCAAGCUGUCGUACGUAUUGUCCUCUUUCCCCUCGUGGUCAAAAAGGGCAACGAUGUCGGUGAGGGUGACGACGAAGUCGUCGUCUGCCCUGCGCAGGUGCUCAUCGCCCGCCCGGGCAAAGACAAGCGACUCUCGCGAAUGACCAGCGGUGACCGCAUGUCUAUUGACGGCGCCCGCUCCGUCCACAGCGUGGCACCUUCUAUUGCCCCGUCUACGAUGGACAUGAGCAAUGUGAUUUGA
This is a messenger RNA of Penicillium maclennaniae, 1467 nucleotides long. RefSeq lists its product as uncharacterized. NCBI's taxonomy places the organism in Eukaryota, Fungi, Ascomycota, Eurotiomycetes, Eurotiales, Aspergillaceae. Bases 1 to 1467 code for a protein of 488 amino acids. The record is from RefSeq and is a predicted model, not a curated record. The transcript has a single exon.